Molecule: messenger RNA, 1820 nt
Organism: Dreissena polymorpha
Lineage: Eukaryota; Metazoa; Mollusca; Bivalvia; Myida; Dreissenidae
Exons: 2
Coding region: 67-801 (244 amino acids)
Molecular function (GO): protein binding
Source: RefSeq, a predicted model, not a curated record
UGAAGUAUUGGAUUUCCACUACCGCUUGUGUAUUUCGUUUUGUCAAAACGAACGUGUUUAGACAUUAUGUCUGAAGAAUCGCCACAAAAUGUUGCAAAAUCUGUUGCUGAAAGCAAUCCUUUCGAACAGCCGGGGGAAUAUGGAGACGAAAUUACGAUAACAUUUGAACACAAUGAAAAGCUGUAUGUGUCUAAAGUGUUUCUUCGCCACAUUUCAUCAGUCUUCAAGACGAUGUUCAAAUGCCAUUGUGUAGAGGUCAAUUCUUUCAGUUUGGAGAUAACAGAUUUUAACAAAGAUGAUUUCCUGGAGUUUUUGCUUUGCUGCUAUCCAGGGACGCUCAAACGCCUGAACAUUAACAAUGUGCUAUAUGUGGUUCCCAUAGCACACAAAUACGACGUUCGGCCAUUGGUACAGGAAAGCAAGGUCCUAUUGGGUGCCUUUUUGACAGAAUGCAGCAAGUUGGCAAAAAAACAACUUGAACCUACCCAAAUAUCGAGCAUCAAAGUUUGUCUACAAAUACUUCAGACGGCAAAUCACCUUGAUUUCUGUGAAAUAACUGAUCAGGCGAUUCGGACGAUUUCCCAGUUUAGUUCAUUUAUCUACCUUAUAAGUGAUACAGAUAAAGAGAAGAUAUUAGGUUAUGUGGACGAACCGGACGAGGAUCCCAAAUACGUACGCAGACCAAUAGGAGAUAAUAGACAAUGUUUAGCAAUAUUUAACGAGCUUCCUAGCGAUAUUCGCAUCAAAAUUAUGAAAGAACGGCUGAUCGAGAAAGAGGAUGACGAUUGGUUUAUUUUUUAGUGUAUCUAAUGUGUAUUUAUAAGCUCGCUGAUUGUAACAUGCACAUAUAAAUGUUUACAUCGAAUUACAUUCUAUGCUUAUCACCCGUAAUCACGCGGCAUUGAGUUUUCAUCCGGGGAUAACCGUUAUGUGUAAAGGUUUUGCUUUUUUUAGUUGGUAAAUAAAAUCAUCAAGAACUGUAUGCAGACUAACCAGAUUUCACAUAUCUCAGUUAAAUGUCAAAUGUGGUAACUCAAGUAAUCAUUGAAUUAUUUUAGUUUUAAACUUUGCACUACGAUGGUAUUAUAAACGUAAACAGCUUCUGGUGAAAGAUUUAUUAUUUAAAACCAGUUUAUAGAAACAAACAAUUUAACGCGCUGUAUAUCUGGAGUGAGACAUUUUAUUUUUCUUCAAAUCCAGCAGUUCAUCGUUUCCUUGAGUCGACAUUUCCCUGUAAAUGCCACGGUACUUCAUUUCCACGCCACGGUUCUUUGCUUCCAAACAACGUUACUUAGCUUACACGCGUGGGUACUAAGUUUGCACUUGGUGGAACCUCAGUUCAGGCGACGGGUUUUCGUUUCUAUGCGACGUUUCUUCUUUUCUAUGCGACGGUCCUUCGUUUAUACGCGAUGAUACUUCCUUCCUACGCGACGGUUCUUCUUUUCUACGCGACGGUCCAUCUUUUCUGCAUGACGGUCUUUCGUUUCUACGCGACGAUACCUUCUUUCUACACGACGGUACUUCUUUUCUACGCGACGGUCAAUCUUUCAUGCAAGUCGGUCCUUAUUUUCUAGCACGAUUUUUUUGUUGCAAAGCAAUAGUAUUUUUAAAGCGACCAUGUUAUGAUCGUGAUAUAACAUGUAUUAUUGAUUUAUAUAUAAUGGAUUUGCGAAUGUAUUUUAGACUGUGUGUAUAAUUCUCCUGUGUAAAAGCAUAUGGAUAAGAAAUGAACAAAUUAUUAUGUUUACUUUCAUGAAUCUUUUGCAUGGGCCGCUUAAGUUCGACUGAUUGUUUUUUAAUGAUUGUGUUUGUUUGUUCUC